Nymphaea colorata (pocket water lily) is the source of this 1402-nucleotide messenger RNA. RefSeq names its product protein S-acyltransferase 10. NCBI's taxonomy places the organism in Eukaryota, Viridiplantae, Streptophyta, Magnoliopsida, Nymphaeales, Nymphaeaceae. Gene Ontology annotation, molecular function: protein-cysteine S-palmitoyltransferase activity. Gene Ontology annotation, cellular component: Golgi apparatus; endoplasmic reticulum. Gene Ontology annotation, biological process: peptidyl-L-cysteine S-palmitoylation; protein targeting to membrane. The transcript has 11 exons. The coding region runs from base 112 to 1152 and encodes 346 amino acids. The record is from RefSeq and is a predicted model, not a curated record.
GUUGCCAGGAAACGGUGGGCUCACCUCUCCUUCUCUCCCACUCUCUGUCCGUCCGUCUUCCCUUUGGAUGGAUGCUGCUUCUCGAUCCUGGUGGUGUUGGCUGCAGCUCCGAUGACGAGCCACGGUAUCUGCGACUCUAUUCGUGAAGCUCGUGAACGCCUCGCUCGGCGGAUUCACCGAUUUAUCCCAUGUCUCGCUGAUCCCGGCAGGAGAGCUUCGGUGGGGCUGAAGGCGGCGCUCGUUGCCAUACAUUUGGUCUUCGUUGGCGUUCUGUUUCUUUUCGACGGAGAUCUGAUCAAUGCAACUCGAAGCAGGCCAUGGUAUACAGCAAUAUACCUGUUACUAUUUGUAGUAACAUUGGCUCAAUAUUUCUAUACAUCUUGCUCUUCCCCAGGAUAUGUUCUUGAAGCAAUGAGAGCGAUGGAGGAGAUCCAAAUAAAAACAUCAAAAAAUUUUAGGCAGUCUGCUUCAAUUAAAGCUGGGAGCCAGAGUCAUCCUGUUGAUAGUCGGCAAUCAGGAUGGAAUUAUUCUGAACUCAAUGCAACAGCUUGGAUGAAGUUGGUCAUGGAUUUGUAUCCACCUGGCUCACAAAGCAGAAACUGGACAUGCGCAUAUUGCAAUCUUCUGCAGCCACCACGUGCAAAGCACUGCCAUGAUUGUGAUAAAUGUGUUCUUCAGUUUGAUCAUCAUUGUGUUUGGUUGGGAACAUGCAUAGGUCAGGGUAACCAUUGUCGGUUCUGGUGGUAUAUUUUGGAGGAGACCAUAUUAUGCAUUUGGACUGGUGUAUUGUACAUCACAUAUUUGAGAACCAAUAUCGCAGCUGAAUGGUGGAAGGACGUAAUCAUGAUAUUACUGCUGGCUGUGCUGUCAAUUUCUCUGAUAUUCCUUCUUCUGCUGCUAUUUUUCCAUAGUUACCUGGUGCUUACGAAUCAGACUACUUAUGAACUUGUCAGGAGGCGGCGUAUUCCAUACCUCAGAGGCAUACCAGACAGAGUUUAUCCAUUUAGUGAAGGUAUCUGCAGAAACCUGUUCAACUUCUGCUGCUCGUGCAGCAAAGGCUAUAUCCUAGAAGCAGUGCCAACUGCUGAAGAAAUUGAAGCCCAGGCAAGACCAUAUACAUGUUGGGAUGUCAUGGCUUGCCGUUGCUGUUGAUCCUAUGCAUCUUUGUAUCAUAAUCUUGUCACGAGAGCAAAGUAGCGAUCCUUCUUGGGUUCUUACGAGCUAAAGCAUUUUUUAUGCUAGCUUUUUUUGGUUGGCAGUGUGGCCAUGUUUAUUAUUAUUUUUUCUGUUUCCUGUUUAUUUCCUCUUCAAUCAUGGAAGUUUUGAGUGUAAGCUGCUUGGAUUCCUGCAGAAUUGUUGCAGAGAUAAUUUAUCAGAACAUGCUUUUUCAUAUUUUAUAGUC